AUGGAUGAUAGAGAACGAAACGUUGUACGCGUCCACCAUGAUGCGUUUGGUGGUGUACGGCUUCAGCACGAUGUGGGUGAGGAGGUGAAGCGCCCUUUGACAGAACAGGAAGAGUGGCAAAUUGAGCACGCAAAAUUACAUGAAAAACACAGAGGCCAUGAGCAAAUGCACCUUGAAAUGAUGCUUAUCCUCAUAGUCACUCUGGUAGUUGCCCAAGUUUUUCUAGUUCAGUGGAAGAAGCGACAUUUCAAGUCAUAUCAGUUGUGUACAUUACUGGGUAUGUGGUUGAUACCUGUGUAUGUAUGUCUUUCGCGCAGUUGGUACAGAUUCCUUGUCACAUGGGUUAUUUAUACCGUCUGCUCCACCUGGAUUUGGCGUAAAUCGACUGAGGAUCACAUCAGUGGGACAACUCCCAGACUUGUUUACAAGUGGUUCCUAUUUCUUCAUAAGCUCAGUUACGUGUUGGGAGUAGCUGGUUACAUAAUAAUGAUCUUCACUCUAAUGGGUCUUAAUUUCAUUUUUGGGUUGCAGUCCACUACGUGCAUGGAUGCAGGAAUUUUACUGUUGUUUUACGGUUUGUAUUAUGGAGUUCUUGGACGUGAUUUCGCUCAUAUCUGCACGGACAGGAUGGCUUGCAAGAUUGGGUACUUCACUCAUGAUGGUCUACCCAAGAAGCAUUUGGAUGACGGUGUGUGCGCGGUAUGCGACAGUCGUCUCGUUGGCAGUAUUAGUGACACAGAAGAAGAAGAUGUCGAGGAAGAGAAAACCUACCGGUUAUCUUGUGGUCAUACUUUUCACGAGUUUUGUAUUCGUGGUUGGGUUGUUGUUGGAAAACUCCAAACAUGUCCUUACUGUAAGGAGAAGGUCGAUCUUAAGAGGAUGUUCAAAAAUCCGUGGGAUAAACCACAUCUGUUUUAUGGCCAACUGCUUGACUGGAUUCGAUAUCUUGUCUUGAAUGAUCACUCCACUGUGGAGGGAAGGCUACGCUACAUAUUGAACUGGUGCAAUAUUUACUUGCUCUUUUGGUUUGGGGAUUCUUUUCUGUUGUUCAGUUAUAUCGGCAGCUCAAGCUUCUAA
This is a messenger RNA of Necator americanus (New World hookworm), 1077 nucleotides long. RefSeq lists its product as uncharacterized. Gene Ontology annotation, cellular component: Golgi membrane; endoplasmic reticulum membrane. Gene Ontology annotation, molecular function: zinc ion binding; ubiquitin protein ligase activity. Lineage: Eukaryota; Metazoa; Nematoda; Chromadorea; Rhabditida; Ancylostomatidae. Bases 1 to 1077 code for a protein of 358 amino acids. The transcript has 10 exons. The record is from RefSeq and is a predicted model, not a curated record.